This is a messenger RNA of Zalophus californianus (California sea lion), 1954 nucleotides long. It is a transcript of the gene DMAC2, whose product is annotated as distal membrane arm assembly complex 2. Bases 957 to 1820 code for a protein of 287 amino acids. The transcript is spliced from 5 exons. The record is from RefSeq and is a predicted model, not a curated record. Lineage: Eukaryota; Metazoa; Chordata; Mammalia; Carnivora; Otariidae.
CCUCUGCUCCUCCCCGCACUUGCUCUCUCUGUAUCUCUAAAAUAAAUAAAUAAAAUCUUAAAAAUAAAUAAAUAAAAGGCAUAAAUCAGACCAUGAUAUGCCCCUGAGAAUGGAAUUCGGCACAGUCAGCUUCCUGCCCACCUCUCUGACCUCAUCUCCCUACUUCUCUGUGCCAGCUGGGUCCCACCCCUGGGCCUUUGCACUCACUGUUACGUCUGCCUGGAAUAUCUUCCCCCCAGAUCUUUGAAUUGGCUGUUUUCUUCUCAUCCUUCACCUCUGCUUAACUAUCACCUCUUCAGAAAGGCCUUUGCCGAUUCCCUUACCCCCUAGUCACCGCCAAUUAUUCUGCCUGUUCUUAUGUGCCUCUUAUCAAACAUUAUCUGAAAUUAUCUCGCUUAUUCAUUUGUUUCUUGUCCAUCCUCUCCCCACCUGGAAUGUUGACUCCCUGAGAUAAGGUCUGUCUUGUUCACCAUGGUCACCUGAGCACCCAAAACAGUGUACGCCACGUGGCAGGUGUUCAGUAAACCUCUGCGAAUAAGUGAAUGAUUCUACCCACAAGACUUCACAGUAAAUCUUCACACUGAGAGAGAGCGCUGGACUCCAAACUGAAGUCGCGAUCAUAAUACUUUGAGAUCUCACCUCUCUUACCCUAAAGUCUAACCUCACCACCCACUAGGCCUUUUCCUUCCCUGACCCAGGCGUAAAGAAUGACUGGGUCAGUUUCCUAGUCAUUAAGGAGGUAGCGAAUGAAAGCUGGAGGAAGAGGCAAGGUCUCACUGUAAGGACCACAGAAAUGGCAUUCGAAGCAAUCUCUCAAAUAGAGUAAAAAGUGCGGUGCCUUUAAAAGGAGAGCUGGAACAUGGACGGGGCGUGGCCAUAGGAAAAGACGUCUCAGGCUGAACCUUGUGGGUGGACUGAGAAAAACCGGCCCCUUCCGUUUACGUAAUCCUAGCAAGAUGGCGGCGCCCAGGGCGCCCCUGCACCUGGUGACGCCAGUAUGGAACCGGGGUACCAGGGGCACUCGUGGCCUGAGCAGGGCAGUGGCCCCAGAGGGCAGUCAGAAGAAGGGGAGGUCCCUGCUCCAGUUCCUGGCUGACCGCUUCUAUGACGUGCAGGCUCUCAGGGAGUACCUGCUCCGAAAGCAGGUGUUGAAGGUGCACCAGAAAAAUCGGCCCUUCACCUACAUCAGGGAGCGCUUCGGUCCCCAUGCCGCAGGCGCCUAUUUCAUCCUGAAGCAGGGAGGCGCGGUCAAGUUUCAGGGCAAGGAGUGGAUCCGGUCAGAUGCGCGUGGCCACUUCUCUCUUGACUUCUUGAAGUUCCAGGCGGUUCCUGUAGAGGCCGUCGAUGCCAGUGGCUGUGCCAUCAACUACCAGGGCCUGGACAGCGUCUGUGAGUGGGCGGAGACGGCGGGGCUGUUCAUUUGCCCUUCGGUGGUGGGCUCCAGAAAGGACCACAGUGCCUCCCCCCCCCCCCCCACAGUGGCCCUGAAGGAGCUCCAGUCCCUGUGGCUGCAGCGCUGUCCCCACGUGGAUGACUGGUGUCUCGGCCGCCUCCACCCACUGGCCAACUCGUUGCAGGAGCUCUCGCUGGCCGGUUGUCCCCGAAUCUCCGAACGGGGCCUCGCCAGCCUCCACCACCUGCAGAACCUCCGCAGGCUGGACAUCUCGGACCUCCCCGCCGUGUCCAACCCGGGCCUCACGCGCAUCCUGGUGGAGGAGAUGCUACCCAGCUGCCAGGUUCUGGGGGCUGACUGGGCCCAGGGCCUCCCAUCAGGGCCGGAGGAGCAGUCCCGGGACACGGCCAGCCCCCUCCCUGCCUAGGCCUCGGCCCCCCUCCCCAUCAAGCUGGGCAGCAGCGGGGCUUCCGUCUGGGUUCACUCCACAUGGGGGGGGGGGGGGCGGCCGGCACCGCCACCAGGUCCAAGGGGAGAGCGGGAGGCUGGCGUACCUGUUCC